GAAGAGAAUCAAUUCGAUCGAAUCGAGUGUGCGUGCGAGAAGUUUUUUAAAAUACAAUACAAAAAAAAAAACAAGGAUUGCUGUAUAAAGCUAGUUCGUGUCUUAAGUCUUUUGUAUUAUCCAUUAUCUCUGUAGAUAACAUGAAGUGUGCUGUCUUAAGUGUCUUCUUGGUGGUUUUGCCCACCGUCCUCUUGGCUGAGAAUAUUUUCAAAAUCAACAUUUCACCCGAAGAGGCUCAACAGUACAUUAACCAAGUCAGCUCGAAGGGUUUCAACAACAUUGAAUAUGCACCCAAGACCGGUGAGAAUCCUUUGCCCGAGGCUCGCAACGAAAAAGGUGAAUUCGUCUAUAUGGGUCGUGUAAUUGACAAUCCCAAUGAUUUUGUGGAAGAGCAUUAUGAUGCCCAUCAGUAUCAUGGUCAAGAUGGUUUGGGUCAAUAUGCCUAUGGCUAUAAGGAUUGGAAUCAGGGAAAAAAUGAAAAGAAGGAUGCCAGUGGCACUGUGACCGGUACCUAUAAGUAUGUUCAGCCUCAUGGUCGUGAUUUCAUUGCCAACUAUUAUGCUGACAAAAGUGGUUUCCAUGUUGAGGACAAUCGCCCCGCCCAUUUGAAGAACCCACCCACCAAGACUCCCGCCGUUAAGAAAGCCGAGGAGGAGCAUUUCCGUCUUUGGGGCGAGUUUGCCGCAGCUGCUGGCCAAAACCCCGAUCCUUAUGCUCCCGAAUACCAAACUGGCGAGGGUCGUUAUGAACCUCAAGGCACCGAUCAGGAAUAUGUUCAUCAAGAACCCGAAUAUGUGCCCGGUCCCGAGGAAACUGGUGAACCUAAAGGCUUCUAUUAUGCCUUCGAUUACAAUGUACCCCUGUUGCGUAACAAGAAGGAACGCGAAGAAUUGGAACAGCUGCGAGCCAUUAAUAACAAAGACUAAACGCAGGCAAACUGGCAGAUAUUUUGGGCGAGAUUAAAUGUUAAUUUAUACUAAAUUAUUAUUUAUUUUCUUUUUCUAUUGUCAUAUUUAAAUAAUUUAUUUAAAAGCUAAAAAAAACAUAUAUCGAUAAUUAUAACCUGGCUUAAUGCUCUACAAAUGUACCUCAUAGUGUUGUAAAUAUGUGAAGCACAAAUGCAUACAAAAUGAAAUAAAAAAAAAUUAAAACGAAA
Stomoxys calcitrans (stable fly) is the source of this 1156-nucleotide messenger RNA. RefSeq lists its product as uncharacterized. NCBI's taxonomy places the organism in Eukaryota, Metazoa, Arthropoda, Insecta, Diptera, Muscidae. Gene Ontology annotation, molecular function: structural constituent of chitin-based larval cuticle. Gene Ontology annotation, cellular component: chitin-based extracellular matrix. The transcript is spliced from 2 exons. Bases 141 to 926 code for a protein of 261 amino acids. The record is from RefSeq and is a predicted model, not a curated record.